Molecule: messenger RNA, 2354 nt
Organism: Chironomus riparius
Lineage: Eukaryota; Metazoa; Arthropoda; Insecta; Diptera; Chironomidae
Source: the annotation of a GenBank genome assembly
AUCAUUUCCUAAAUACUAAUACUAAAUCAAUUAUUUUUGUACGUAUUUUUUUUACUUGCAGACGAGGAGAAAUUAACGAUAUAAAUAAUGCCAGCUCUGCGUCUUUUUGGAAGGAAGUGGUUAUUUGGAUCUGAUGAUCUCGUGUUUCCUGGUAUAUUUGAAUUUGCUUUCCGCAUUGCAUGGUUAGCGUUAAUUUCGUGUGUGAUAAAUAAAUAUUGGCACAAAACUUAUACAUGUGAUGAGCAUGGAUUUAUGAUAAGAAUAUAUUUAGCCUCAAUUAUUACCAUUAUUUGUAUAAAUUUGAUUCUUUGUGUGCUAUUAAUUAAUCAGAGUGCUCAAGGUUCAAUAACAGAAGUUAACGCUAGACGAUUUGUUGCUCCAUUGCUGACUUUAAAAGUUAUUUUCAUCAUUCCUGAAACAGUUCUUAAUAUUUUUGGUAGUAUCUGGGCAUUCUGCGGAUCAAUAAAUUGUAAAACUGACGAUUUUUAUUCAAAGACGGUGAUUGAAAUCACGGUCGUUCUUAACUGGAUAGUAUUCGGUCUCAUUAUUUUUGGAUUUUUACUAGUCUAUAAUCCAUUAGGUUCUUCUAAAUAUCGUAAAACUCAUCCAACAGAAACAUUUUUGCAUAAAAAAGUUUCAAAAGUAUGGAUAAAUCGAUUUCGAUGGGUUUUUUGCUGUCUAAGACGUGACGAAUAUGGUCAAGAAGCUUUUAUGCAGGUCGCUAGUUUAUUGAGUGCGCUCUUCCGUAGUACUGACCUUGUUCCUUCGGACAUUAUUGCCGGAUCUAUACUUCUUCGUGUACGCCAAAAACGAGAGACUCGUGAAAUGCGAAGAAUCAGAAUGUUGAAUGCUGAUGGACCAAGGUACACAACAGAUAUGAUGAGAUUAUUUGCAACAUCUCCACCUUGGAUGACAGUUGCAAAUGCUCGGUAUAUGCUACGAUUUGCUCUUUCUUCUUAUGGUUGGCCAAUGGUUUGCUAUUUAAAAUGUUGCUCCGGUUGCUUUAAAUUACUCAGAAAUGCUACUUGCUGUGGAUGCUGUAGAAGUCAAAACAAUGUUGUUGAUGAUAAUUGCUGCUUAUGUCAUUUUGGUGGAGUCAGAGAAAUUUCUCGACUUCGAGCUGAUGAUAUUGUUUAUGUUUCUUUCAAAAAUCAUGUCUUUGAAUUACCUUUUUGCUUGCUCCUUGAUCAUGUCAAAAAGCAAAUUGUUUUAACAGUUAGGGGAAGUCUUUCAUUCAGAGACGUUUUCACUGAUUUAACAGCAGAUGCUACUGAUUUUCAAGCACCCAACUUCCCCGUUAAUUCAGCAGCUCAUCGAGGUAUGGUUAUAGGUGCUGAAAAAAUUAUUCAGAAAUUAGAAGUAGGAAAUCUUCUUAAUCGAGUUUGUGACACGUAUGCAGAUUAUACAUUAACUUUAACUGGACACAGCUUAGGUGGUGGAGUAUCGAUUCUGAUUGGUGCUAAACUUAGAGAAAAGUACCCCGAUUUAAGAGUUUACGCAUUUGCAACUCCAGCAGGACUUUUAUCUCGUGAAGCUGCACGUAUAACUGAAUCAUUUGUUUUCACUGUUGGUGUUGGCGAUGACUUCGUAAUGAGACUGUGUGUAGAGUCAGUUGAAAACAUUCGUACAAAUGUCAUUGAGACUUUACGAGCAUGCAAACUACCAAAGUAUCGAAUUUUAUUGAAUGGUUUUGGAUAUACAAUGUUCACAAUACCAUCACGCGAUUUAGAAACAACAUGGCGGGAUGUUUCAGAUCUAAGUGUUCAACAAUCAGUUCAUUCACCAUCUGAUCAAGUUAAUGCAGAAGCUGCACUUGUUUCAAAAGAAAUUUCCCUAAGAAGAUUUGCCAAAACAAGACUUUAUACAGGUGGACGUAUAUUACAUAUAAUACGAAGAAAGAAGACAGAAAUGGAAAAAAAAACAAAAACAGGUGGUCCAACGUACGAAAUGAAAUGGUGUCAACCUGAAGAGUUUCAAGAAUUUCGAGUCAUGCCACGAAUGGUACUGGAUCAUCUACCUGAUAAUGUUUUCAAGUGUCUUACGACUAUUUUAGAAGAACAAAAAGUACAAGAUUCCAAAGUAUCAUUGCAAAGCCUAUGAUGAAAUGCAAAGAAGUUCUGGAAUAGUCAUUAAUGUAACAUUAUGAAUGCAAAAAUUUAAUAAACGGCCCAUGUCUUCGAUUUUGACGCGACAAAAGAGGAUUGAAAAAGAAACAGCUUUAAUUUACAUGCUAAACAAAGUCUUUUUUCUUUUUUGGGACUCAACACAAAUAAAAACACUUCUGUGAUAUUUUUUAAAAUAUGAGAUAUUAUAUAUACAUUACUUUGAAAGAUUAAAGUGGCUUUAUAAGCUCA